Linnemannia hyalina is the source of this 2385-nucleotide messenger RNA. The record is from the annotation of a GenBank genome assembly. NCBI's taxonomy places the organism in Eukaryota, Fungi, Mortierellomycota, Mortierellomycetes, Mortierellales, Mortierellaceae.
AUGGAGAUUCUCAAGGAGGAUUUCGAGGCAAAGUUCCCAGUGCUCCAAAAGGCAAUCUCAAAGUGCGACUUCAUCUCCAUGGACACCGAAAUGUCUGGCCUCUCCACCCCCCAAAACUCCCACCGCCACCCUGACAGUCUCCCUACCCGCUACUCAAAAGUUUCUGCCAGCGCCAACGAGUUUCUGGUGGUCCAACUCGGAAUCUGUUGUUUCACUUGGUCCGACCAGCUGGGUGCCUAUGAGGCUCAACCCUUCAACUUUCCUUGUUUUCCUUCGAAUGACGAUGAGGCCAAGUCCGGGGAGAGGUUCUUUGCGAGUCAGAGUACCAGUUUGGAGUUUUUGUUGAAGAACCAUUUUGAUUUCAACAAGUGGAUUCGUCAUGGGAUUCCCUACUUGACGAGGAAGGAGGAGGAGGAUUAUAUUGUCAAGAAGACCGAGAAGGAGAAGGCUUUCGCCAACUCGAGCCAGAAUGACAUCCCUAUCGAUGACCGCAACAGAUCCUUUAUUGAGUCUACAAUCGCGAAAAUUAAGGAAUGGCUGGCUAGCACAAGCGAACUCACCAACGAGGAAUUGACCAUCCCCGCCAACAACGCCUUCUACAGGAGAUUGGUCCAUCAGAUCAUCAGGACAGAAUUCAAGAGCGAACUCGACAGCUCAUCCAACGCACACGAGCGCACCAUGACCCUCCGACGCAUGACGGAAAAGAUCAGGAAGGAGAAGGAGGAGGCCAAGAUUGCCAGGCCACCCAAGCUCAACCUUCGCAGGGUACUUGAUUUAAUCUCGGAGGCCAAGAAGCCCCUCAUUGGACACAACUGCUUCUUGGAUCUCAUGCAAAUUACGCAGCAGUUUCUGUGGGAUUUGCCGUUUGAUCUGGAUGACUGGAAGCGCGCUUUGAGCCUCGAGUGGAAGACUGUGAUUGAUACAAAGCACCUUGCGACACACCCUUUGAUUAAGCAGCACUUGGACAACUCGGGACUCGAUCUGGUCGACAGGACAGUACAGAGGCGCCCCUUUUCUACUGUCGGACCCAAAAUCGUGAUGGCAAAGAACUAUGACCGCUAUGUAAUUGAGCCUGUCAUGGAGAAUGAGAUCGCCUCGUCUCAUGUGCCUGGCAACUUCAUUACUGGCUUUGUCCGCAACGACCGCAACCCACCCAAGAGCAGCGAUGCUCCUGCCGCUGCUGCGUCUAACGCACCAGCCGACGUCGGUUCAAAGACUCCAGAAGUCGACGCCGCUUCUACCCCUGCCACCGCAACAGACACUCCCCCCGUUGCUAAGCCCGCUGCUGCUCCUGCAGACCCUGCUCCCAUUUCUGGAAAUAGCAACGCGAAAUACCAUGAAGCUGGAUACGACGCUUUUAUCACAGGGCAAGCGUACCUCCGUUUUGCAGGAUAUAUCCUCAAAGAGCGCCAGAGAAUGGAAGACGAGGAAUUGGAGCAUGCACGGAAAAAGCGCAGAGUCGGCAGUUCGGAUGGCUUGAGCAUAGAGGUUGAUGCAGCGUCGGUCACUCAGGGAGAUACCAACGAGGUCAAGACUAUUGAGAAGGCUACCGAGGCGACGGCCACUGAGGACAGGGACACGGAGGUCGAGGAUGGAGAGGUUGAGGAGACACCGAUGGAGAAGGAGGCGAUCCUGGAGAAGCGGAAGCGUGAGAUUAUGGAGAACCCAACACACGACUUUUUGGCGGACAAGGAGUUGCAGGAGUACUACAACAAGUUACAUGUGAUGCGGUCUGAUUUCCCCAUCCUGAACUUGGCUGGUCCCGACCCAGAGCCCGAGGAGCGCCCAUACUCAUACAUGCUCCGAAACAUCCACUCGUCGAUCCAGUCUUCGACGCUGUUCCACCUCUUUGAGCAGUACAACCCUUACACCUUCACAUGGGCAGAUGACAACACUGCCUGGUUCCAGAUCAGCAAGUUUGCACCUGGACCUCCCGGCGAAGAGUCGGAGAGACUGCCCUAUGAACUCAAGCCUUUGCCUCUUGGUCGUCUUGGAGAAGAGUACGUCAAUCCCUUCUAUCUUGGAGAUGAUGUCAAGGCUGUACAAGGGCGCAAUAUGGGCGUUAUUUCCGAAGCUGCAAACAUCGAGAUCCUUUCGUGGAAGCAGUGGUAUGAUGAAAAGGAAGUACGAGAGCGUCAGCAGCGUGAGGCUGAGAGAGCACAGAGGGAGUCACAGGGGUCUCAGCCCCAACAGUUCCGCAAGAAUCCAUUGAAGAAGCCCUACCGAGCUCCCUUCACACCUCCAGUGUCGACACCCACAUCUGAUUCGCCUGGAGCCAUUGCUGCUGCUGCCCCUGUUUUCCCCAACAACAACAACAACAACAGCAACAACGACAACAAGGCCGAAGCUGUUGCGGGAAGCAAGCGCAAGCAUGAUGGAGAAUGA